Molecule: messenger RNA, 2904 nt
Organism: Psylliodes chrysocephalus
Lineage: Eukaryota; Metazoa; Arthropoda; Insecta; Coleoptera; Chrysomelidae
Source: the annotation of a GenBank genome assembly
UCUUUGUGUGCGUUUUUUUAAUUUUUAGUACAAAAAAUGACUGUUACAUACAAUGCAGACGUCGCGACUGUGCGGGGUUUUGGCUGUUUUUUGAAAUUAUUAGGAAGAUGGAGAGGAAGUUUGUACAAACUAGUAUGGCUAGAUUUACUAAUGUUUUUAGUUAUUUACUACGGUUUAAACAUUACAUAUAGAUUUUUUUUAGAUGACGUCUCAAAAGUGGUUUUCGAGAAUAUAGUUCGUUACUGUGAUGACUAUGCGAAUUUGAUACCCUUAUCGUUCGUGUUAGGUUUUUACGUAACCGUCGUUAUGAACAGAUGGUGGGGCCAAUACAGGGCGAUACCGACGCCCGAUCCGCUGGCCGUUUUCGUCAGCGCUACCGUACACGGCCAUGACGAGCGUGGGCGAGUUAUGAGAAGAACGAUCAUGCGCUACAUCUGCCUCUGCGUAACGAUGGUAUUCACCAUGAUCUCACCUAGAGUUAAGAAACGUUUUCCCAGUUUAGAACAUUUCGUUGACGCCGGUCUACUGCAACCCAGCGAAAAGGACAUCAUGUCCGAUUUGAAUAGCAAAUUCCCCAAAUAUUCCAAACACUGGUUACCAUUGGUUUGGGCGUCUAGUAUAGUUACCAGAGCACGUAAAGAAGGUCGUAUUAGAGACGAUUUUGCAGUCAAAACUAUUAUAGAUGAAAUAAACAAAUUCCGAGGACAAUGUGGAUUAUUAUUGACCUACGACCAUAUUAACAUUCCAUUAGUUUACACUCAGGUAGUGACUUUAGCAGUUUAUAGUUAUUUUAUAACAAACGUUAUGGCUCAUCAGUGGACCACUGAUAACAAGUACAAAUUCGAUUUAUAUUUUCCAGUAUUUACAACUUUACAAUUUUUUUUCUACAUUGGUUGGCUUAAAGUAGCCGAAUCAAUGAUCAAUCCUUUUGGUGACGAUGACGACGACUUUGAAGUAAAUUGGAUGGUGGAUAGAAACCUACAGGUUUCCUAUCUAAUUGUCGACGAAAUUCACCACGACCACCCUGAACUGGUAAAAGACCAAUACUGGGACGAAGUUUUCCCGCAGGAACUCCCGUACACCGAAGCAUCGCGAGCUAUAAGGGACGCGCAUCCCUUACCGUCCACCGCUAACAUAGCCAACAGACCCCAGGACAUGGAAUUGUCCCAUCCCAACCCCGGUUUGUACCCGCCGAAUAAAUUGGACGACAUGCAGUCCUACAACGGAUUGGACGGCGGUCCCAUCACCUUUUCCGCUAAGCCCAGGAAUUCUUUUAGGUCCAGGGGGUCCCAAAGUUCCCUCUACGGAAGAUCUGUACCAGCAGAAACUAUAUCGCGCCACAAUUCCGUAACGAACAUGCUGAAGCGAUUCUUCAGCAAAGAUGAUAGCAAGAGCGACGCGAAAGUGGAAGCGAACGAAUUGAACACUCUGGUAUUGCAACCGGUACCCAAACCUGCUGGCAGUGUUAAGAAAAUCGCGCAAGAAGUGAUAGAAGAGGUCGAUGAGCAACAAACUAUAACGUCUCAGCGGUCUGCUAAAGAAUCUCGCCCUUCCGUAAUGGGUUUUUUUGGACCACCAUCUCCUUCAACGCCUAUAGAUGUGCCUUUAUCGCACAGUUAUAAUAUGGACCCAAACAUUUAUGAUCCGUUCCCUCAGUUGUCGAGAUCAGUGCCGGGUACAUCUAACAAUGGUACCGAUGAUCCUGAUAAAGUUAGUAUAGGUGGUUCGGCAACCGAUGAAGAUGAAGACGAUGAGUUUAGUAGGUUAAAGAAGCUUAGAGAAAAAGAACGCCUUAGCAGGUUUAGACACAGUUUAUCGAGAUCUCUCGGUGCCACCCGCCCUGAGGAACUGGAACUGUUCCUGCAGCGGCAGGAAUCGGAAGCACCGACCACACCAGCCAGUCCGAGUUCACCGAGAACGCCUUCAACCAUAUGUUAAUGAUAAUUGUGUUACAGUUUUUAUACAUUCUGACGUUUGUGGGAAGUUUAUUACGCUAAAUUAGUGACGACCUAUUUUUGGUUCCACUGAAAAUUACAUUGACAUUAUACUUAUAAAAAUAGAGGUUAUAGGUAUUCAUUAAAAUUUUAUUUCUAUUAUUUUCAAGAUUGUAUUAAUGUAAAUAUUAAAAAUAAUUUGGUUACAUAUUUAUGACCUGCCAACGAUAUUAAAAAAAAAAACUAAGUAUAUGUCAAAUUCAGUAACAAUGGUUUAUUUUGUUCAGUUCAUUGUUAGUGGAACCAAAAUUAAGUUACACUAAUCUGGCGUAUUUAUAGAUAUUCAUUGCUAACCAGGUGAAAACGUAGUCAUUUCUAAUAGGGCGGUAAUCUAGAAAAACUGAUGACACCGCUUUAAGUCAAAUUAUAUUAUAUAUAGUACUUACAAAUUUUACACUGCGCCGUAUUGCCUUUUUAAUUAAAUUUGCGAAACAAAAACGAGAAUUGAUCUAGCAAUCCUAUGUUGCCGUUCUGCGCCAAUGUACAUUGAAUGGCUAAUUUUCAAUAUUCCACAUAAGUAUUUUUUUUUCACGGACGUAUUGUCUCAUACCGCAUACGUUUUAUUUUAGUUAUUGCCUUGUUGCAAGAUCAAUUGCUCUUAUAGUAACUAUAGUUAAGUCGAAUUUUUAGUAAAUGAAAAUAAAGCGCCCUAAUUGAACUUUCCUUUAUACAAUGCAAAUAAAUUUUUGCCUCUAUAUUUUCUUAGAUAUACGCUGGAUUUUUUUUUAUUUUACGAAUUACUUAUUUUUUCCUGUCUCACACGCAGUUAUGAUGUCAAGCCAGACAGAAAAAAAUAAGUUUGUUUAUACGAAAAUUUACGAAAAUGUAGGAGAGCAACAUCUAUUUUUUUUAAAUUUCGACUUUAAUUCUAGAUUAAAUUUAGACUUUUAUCUCGAAAUUUCGACGUUAA